Molecule: messenger RNA, 1275 nt
Organism: Funneliformis mosseae
Lineage: Eukaryota; Fungi; Glomeromycota; Glomeromycetes; Glomerales; Glomeraceae
Source: the annotation of a GenBank genome assembly
AUGGCCCAUCACGCCACAAAUGCUGAUCCAGAAGCUCGAUGGGGUCAUGGAGCCGUGCUUUUAGAUAACAUAUUAUAUAUUUUUGGAGGAAAAUUAGGAGAGAUUAAUAAUAAUUUUAAUGAUACUAGACAGAAUACAAACCAACUCCUCAUUCUUGACAUGACGGAACCUUUCACAGUGUCGGAUCCCAAUUGGACAAUACGUUCGGUAGGCCCAAGGGUAGCGGAACAUACGCUUAGUGUAGGCGGACCACAAAAUGAACUUCUUGUGUUAUGUGGUGGGAAUUACCCUGACCCAGUGCCAGAAAACCCAUUAUUUUAUUAUAAUACUUCAGAUCAAUCCCCUGAUUGGGUUAACCCUAAUGUAACUUUGCCGAUAAAAUUGCGAGAGCACACGGCUGUUACAAGAUUAAGUGAUUCCAUGAAUUAUAUCUAUGGUGGUAUUGAAACGGAUGAUCCUAAUGUUUCAGUAAGAGUUCAAUUACAGGAUUUACUUAGAUUAGAUACAAGACAAAACAUCUUGGAUGAUUUAAAGGUAGAUCUAAAAAUACCGCCGGGAAGAUUUCAUCACACAGCAACAAUUUUGCCGGAUGGAAAAAUGUACGUAAUUGGAGGGUAUUCCGGGGAAUUUGCAGACACAUUAGUAAACAUGAGUCAAAUCUUCGUUUACGAUACAUUAACUUCAACGUGGAACGUUCAGAUUGCAGUUGGUGACUUACCUUUGGCACGUAGGGAUCAUGUCGCAGUAGGAACACAAGACGGUAAAGUGAUCAUACACGGUGGCGCAAACGCAAAUUAUAGUGUGUUAUAUAAUGAUAUUGCGAUUUUGGAUACAACAACAUUACAAUAUACUUGGAGAUUAAUUGAUGCUAGAGGGAGAAUACCACCAUCAAGAUAUUCACAUACGGCUACGAUGGUUGGAACCAAUAUGCUGAUCGCUUUCGGUGUAAUUAGUUCUACGAAUGUUGGAGACGUAGUAGAUGAUAAUAUUUAUGUCCUUGAUACAACCACAUACGAAUGGCAAGAGAAUUAUACCCCGAAAAAUUUAGAUUUUAAAAGUACACCGAACUCCUCUGGCAACAUCAACGAAAAUUUACAUGCACCUGUAAGGGUUGGAAUAAUAGUUGGUUUAGUGUUAGGAAUAAUAUUUUUCCUUUUGCUGACAGGUGGAAGUUUAUUGUUGUUCUUCCGUAAGCGAAAACAAGCUGCCAUUUAUAAAUCAACAUCCUAUGCAGACUAUAAGGAACAAUCUUCAAAUCAAAUCAGAACAAAAUGA